Messenger RNA from Ostreococcus tauri, 2895 nucleotides. RefSeq names its product Helicase, C-terminal. NCBI's taxonomy places the organism in Eukaryota, Viridiplantae, Chlorophyta, Mamiellophyceae, Mamiellales, Bathycoccaceae. The transcript is spliced from 2 exons. The record is from RefSeq and is a predicted model, not a curated record. Gene Ontology annotation, molecular function: zinc ion binding; ATP binding; nucleic acid binding. The coding region runs from base 1 to 2895 and encodes 964 amino acids.
AUGUUAGCGGCUCUUCGAGGGCCGAGUGUGGUGGCGAGCGGGGGGAUCAACGGACCGAACAGGAGGAAGGUCAUUUAUCUCGCGCCGAAUCGAGCGCUCGUGAGCGAGAAGGCGAGAGAAUGGAAGCAGCGAUUGGGAAGGAUCGGUAUCACAUUCGUGGAGCUCACUAGUGAUCAGAAUUACAGAGGAGACGUGUGGGGAGAGAUUGAAAAUGUGGAUGUGAUUUUGGCGACGCCGGAGAAAUUUGAUCGAGUGACGCGCUUGGACGCGAACAGAGGAGGGAUGUCAUUCUUCAGCGACGUCGCCGCUGUGCUUAUAGACGAAGUGCAUCUCAUCGGUGACGAUCGUGGUGGAUGUUUGGAGGCCAUCGUGAGUCGUUUGAAGCUCUUGUCGAAGUCCGCGGCUCUCUUGCAGUCUCAUUUACGAAACGUGCGAUUCGGAGCGGUGAGCGCUACGAUACCAAACAUCGAGAAUCUUGCGCAGUGGCUCGAUGCCGGUCCCGAGGGCACUUUUGUGUUCGGAGAGGAGUUUCGACCAGUCAAGCUUCAAACUUUUGUGAGGAGUUUUCGAGACGCAACGAAUGACUUUCUCUUCAGCAAAUUCUUAAAGCAGCACGUCUACGGCGUGAUACAAGAAUUUUACCGAGGAAAGCAGACAAUCGUCUUCUUGGGUUCACGCGAUAACGCCCUGCAGACCGCGAAGGAAUUAGUCGUGGCUUCUCGCAACAAUGGUAACGUGUACGUAAAUCCGAGUUGUGCGCAUCUCCUGCAAGAGGCUGCGAGGCGAGCGAAGAACAAGGGUCUGGGUGAGUGCAUCGCCGCGGGCGUGGCGUUUCAUCAUGCCGGUCUGGAGCGAGAGGAUCGUGAGCUCGCUGAGCAGCUAUUUCGCGACCGUUUGAUUAUUGUUUUGUGCUCCACGAGCACGCUGGCCAUGGGCGUCAACCUUCCAGCAUAUUUGGCCGUCGUGGCUGGGACGCAAGUCUAUGACGGCGGCGGUACAUACAAAGAGCUUUCCAUGGAUAAUCUGCUUCAAAUGAUCGGUCGAGCCGGUCGUCCUCAGUACGACACCGAAGGUGUUGCUGUCGUGAUGACAAAGAAUUCUAUGCGAGGUCGUUACGAAGGUUUAGUGCACGGCCGAUUUCCACUGGAAUCAAGCCUUGGCGCUUCCUUGCCCGAGUACUUGAACGCAGAGAUAAGUUGUCGAACUAUCAACUCCAUUGACGACGCGUUCGACUGGGUCAAGAGUACAUUUUAUUACAUUCGAACUUCACACGCACCGCAAAAGUACGGAGUUCAGCGAGAUGCGGAAGACGCUGUGAAGCGAUCGAUUGAGUCAACGAUCCACGAACUCGUCUCUACUGGGAUGUGCGAAAUGGUUGGGAACUCAUUGCGACCGCUCAGGGCUGGUGACAUCAUGAGUCUUCGCUAUUUACGAUUUAACACGAUGAAGAAUAUUAUGAAGAAUGUCGCAAGUCCGACUUACGCGAACUUUCUGAAAAUGCUGUGUGAGAGCGAAGAGCUUUGCAACGUCAAGCUUCGUCGAGACGAACGAAAGUUGUUGAAGGAGCUCAAUCAAGAACAACGUAUCGUCCGAUUCCCGGUGCAGGAGGCGUCACCGAAGGGGAAGAAGUUAUCAAUUGCAAAAGUCAUCAGAACCGGGGGAGAAAAGCUGUAUCUCGUCGCGCAGUACGCUCUCACUGAUAUCAUUGAGCCGACGAUUUCGCUCCUACCGUCGAUGCGCAUGGAGGGCGAAAAGAUUUUCCAUCUGGGAACUCGCAUCAUGCGCGCGGCUUCGGAAUAUUAUCAGUCGGUGCAAUCGUUCUCUGCCGCGGUGAACGCAUUCGCUCUCGCCAAAGGGAUUGACGUGCAAAAGUGGCCAGACUCAAACAUGCACGUCUCACAGCUCAAGCACGCUCGAAUGAAGAACAUGGUCAAAAAGCUCGCCUUGGCGAAGAUCACGACAUUCCAAGACGUGGAAGCCGCUGACCCUCGACGAAUCGAAAUGAAGGUUGAAAAGCAAUUUCCCUUCGGGAACACGCUGCAGGGUGAUGUUAAGGACUUUCCGUCCGAGCUGAAGAUUAAGAUGUCUCAUCACGUCGUGUCAAAGGAGAUCUACAACAUCGACGUUACAAUUUCUUUCAAGGAUACUUCAUCGAGCAAACUGUGCACUAAUCACCUCCCUAAGAAAUAUCAAGGAACGAUAUUUGUCGGAAGCGAACACGAUGACCGGCUACUCUACAUUCAGCGGAUUCCAAUCAGAGAAUUCAAUGUAGAUUUGACUCAGGAAGCUUCCUCGGUCGUUUUGCACGGAAGAUUCAAUUGUUCAAAUGUUCCGGGUGACAACGCGCCGUUGUGCCUCAAGGCUCACAUCAUCUUCGAAGGCUGCGUUGGACGUGACAUUGAGGAAUACUACACGGUCGCGCGUGACGGAAAUCGAAGUCCCUGCACGCCGAACAAGAGUUCAUCAACACCGAUAUAUUCUUCUUCGCCAGCGAGAUUGAAGCAAACGACAAUCGUCAUGGACAAGCAGACUAAGCGCUAUCGGUUGGCGGGUUUGGACAAUGCCGUGCGCAAAAUUGUUGAUUUCGAGGAUUUCGAGAUGCCGAAUGAGGGAAGCUCGCCCAACUCUCGCUCUCGUAAGAAGUCUUUGCACAAGGAUGACAUAUGUAACCGAUGCGGACAGCAAGGACACUGGGCAAGCCAGUGCACGCUCCCGGACACGAGAUCGGAAGACGAGCGACCUGGCCCGAAACCUGGUGACCGCUGCCGAAAGUGCGGCGAACUGGGACACUACGCCAGAACCUGUCCAAUGGUGCUCGCCACUGAAACAGCGUUGCGAGGAACCGAUUCAGAUUCGCAAGACGACGAAAGCUGGGAUUUCAUCUUCUCAAGCUGA